GUUAGCAUGUACUUGUUGGUAAGAAAACAGAAUUUAUAGAGAGAAACAAAAACUUUCAUCACAUGAGUCAACUUCUUCUGCUUCCCUCUCCUUCACCCCACUAUGCCUACAAUCAACAAAAAGCUCUUACUCAACACCACCGCCGUCAGCGUCGGAUGCGGCGGCGGCUGCCGGAGAUUCAACCUCUCCAAGAUCUUCAACCCAAAACCCAACAAAUACAAACGAAACCACACCCACUACUACCCCGACAACCACCGGCGUCACCACAACCACCACCACUCCUCCACCUCCACCUCAUGGAACACCACCCCAACAACCACCACCACCACCCCAACCGCAACCUCAUUCUCACCCAACACCUCAGAGUCGACCCUGGACGAGUCUGAAGUUAGCUUGAGAGCGGUUCAAGGGUUUGGGAAGAUCGGCGGCAACAGUCUGGCGGUGGAGAAAGAUUCCGACGACCCGUAUGUCGAUUUCAGGGAUUCAAUGCUGCAGAUGAUAAUGGAGAAAGAGAUAUACGGGAGAGAAGAUCUGAGGGAGCUUCUCAACUGUUUCUUGCAGCUUAACUCACCAUAUUACCAUGGAAUCAUCAUCAGAGCUUUCACUGAAAUCUGGAACAAUGUUUUGGCUUCGAAGCUCAUGCAUGGGGAACGAUCCAUGUACAUGUGAAUCCAUCAACUCUUUGCACGUGACUUCAACCAAGUCUUGAUUAUAUGCGACUAUCUAUCUAUCUACUUUAAGUUUUGAUUUUGUUAUAUUAUGUGACACAAAAUCAAAAUAGCGUCUAAGUAUGUGAUGUUAUUAGCACUUUAAAAAUGUCUACUUUAUGUGUGCUUUCUGUUUUUAAGUCAAGUAGUUUUAGUUAGAUAUAGUUGAAGUUGUAGACUUUAUUUUCAAGUGCUACUAACAUCAUUUAUAAUGUAAUGUUUUAGUUUGUUUUAUUAUCUUAAAAUGAUGAUUUAAGCCAUCUAUUAUGGUUAUUUUCUA
This is a messenger RNA of Lactuca sativa (garden lettuce), 987 nucleotides long. Its product is annotated as transcription repressor OFP12. Gene Ontology annotation, biological process: negative regulation of DNA-templated transcription. The record is from RefSeq and is a predicted model, not a curated record. Lineage: Eukaryota; Viridiplantae; Streptophyta; Magnoliopsida; Asterales; Asteraceae.